Cyphellophora europaea CBS 101466 is the source of this 2298-nucleotide messenger RNA. RefSeq lists its product as uncharacterized. Gene Ontology annotation, molecular function: RNA binding. The transcript has 2 exons. The record is from RefSeq and is a predicted model, not a curated record. Bases 1 to 2298 code for a protein of 765 amino acids. NCBI's taxonomy places the organism in Eukaryota, Fungi, Ascomycota, Eurotiomycetes, Chaetothyriales, Cyphellophoraceae.
AUGGCAACAGAGGAUACUGCCACAAGCACGCGUGUCUUCGUCUCCGGUCUACCUCCUUCGUUUUCGAGCGAUGAUCUACGGAAGCAUUUCAAUCAGAAGCACAGCGUUAACGAUGCGCAUGUGUUCUCGGAUCGGCGCAUAGGCUUCGUCGGGUUUCAUGACCAUGACACAGCCCAGAAAGCAGCCAAAUAUUUCAACAGGUCAUUCAUACGCAUGUCAAAAAUAUCAGUCUCAUUAGCUAGACCUGUCGAUGUCAAGCGAAAUGCGAGUGGCCAGGGAGCGCCGGUUUCUCAGAAACUAGAGAAGUUCCAGCAGCAGCGCGUGAGUCGAGAGUCCAAUAAGCGAAAACGAGACUUGAAGGACGAUGGCGAGGCGCAACGUGAGCAAACGGACAAAGCCACGAACCACGGUCGUGCCCAUGACCGUGGUGCACCAACCUCACCGCCCGCACAACAUGCAGAAGAGGGCGAGUUCGAAGGCUUUGAUUCAGAAGGCGAGAAGAUUGACACGAACAACGGCGCAGAAGUGACGAACAUGUCUGUGUCAGACAGUGACUGGUUAAGAGCCAAGACGAACCGGACAUUAGACCUACAGGAUCCAGAUGUUGACUCAAAGGACACCUCGACGGUCCAGCAGCUUCCGAGUCCUGUCCCAUCUAAAUCGAGUCCAGCGCCGCCGACGCAGGAUGAGGGAGAACGGCCACACGCAGAGUCGAGCGACUCACCAGCUGCUGUCGAAGUACCAAACGGUCGGCUUUUUGUCAGGAAUCUGGCAUUCAGUACGAGCGAGGAUGACCUCGAAUCGCUGUUUUCGGCUUAUGGCAAGCUUGAAGAGUCCCAUAUUGUUAAAGACAACCGAACAUCCAAAAGCAAAGGCCUAGGAUUUGUUCAGUUCGUACACCCAGAAGAUGCUAGUAAAGCAAUGUUGGAAUGCGAUGGACAGCCGUUUCAAGGUCGACUGCUCCACAUCUUACCUGCGUCAGACCCAAAGAAACAGAACCUAACCGACUUCGAUAUAUCGAAGCUGCCAUUGAAGCAGCAAAAAGCUCUCAAACGAAAAGCUGAGGCUGCGAAGACCACAUUUAGUUGGAACUCGUUGUACAUGAACCCUGACGCCGUUCUGGCUUCAACUGCUCAACGACUUGGUGUAUCGAAAGCGGAUUUGCUCGAUCCCUCAUCGGCGGAUGCCGCGGUGAAGCAAGCGCACGCGGAAACCAGCAUAAUCCAGGAGACCAAGGAAUAUCUGCGGAAACAAGGCAUCAAUAUUGACGCCUUUUCGCAGCGUCAGCGUGACGAUCGAUCGCUCUUGCUCAAGAAUUUUCCAUAUGGCACAACCACGGAAGACCUUGACGCGAUGCUGAGGAAGUUUGGCGCUGUGGAGAGAAUAGUGUUUCCUCCCACCGGCACUAUGGCAAUUGCUUUGUUCCACGAAGCCUUCGAGGCACAGUCGGCCCUAAAGGGACUUGCAUACAGCAAUUUGAAGGGCGCAGUGCUGUACCUAGAGAAGGGUCCGAAAGGCUUGUUUGACCCACAAGCUAACGUGGAACCAAGCAACGACGCUGUCGCAGAAGAUAGUGGCGGUGCUACUAGCGAGAGCGGUCUAACUUCGACCGUAUUCGUCAGGAAUCUCAACUUUGCCACUUCGACGGCAAGACUUGCAGAGGUCUUCAGGCCACUCACAGGCUUUCUGUCGGCAAGAGUGAAGACCAGGAGUGAGAAGAGCCGCCCCGGAGAGGUUCUCAGCAUGGGAUUCGGCUUUGUCGAGUUCCGUACAAGAGCUCUUGCAGACGCAGCGGUUUCCACCAUGAAUGGACACCGCCUGGAUGGCCAUGAGUUGCUCGUCCAAAUUUCCAACCGGGCGCUGGACGCUGCUGAAGAACGGCGCAAAGAAGACAGCAGCAAGAAGGCUGACCAAGCAAAGACCAAAAUCAUCAUCAAGAACCUGCCGUUUGAAGCGUCGAAGAAAGACCUCCGAGCGCUCUUCGGCGAGUACGGCGCUUUGCGGUCGAUCCGAAUGCCAAGAAAAUUUGACAACUCCGCCCGCGGAUUCGCCUUCGCUGAUUUCGUCACUGCAAAGGAGGCUCAAUCGGCCAUGCAAGCACUUUCGAAUACUCAUCUGCUAGGUCGCAAGCUUGUCCUCGACUUUGCCGAAGGUGAGGCUGAUGACCCGGAAGCCACCAUCAAGGCCAUGGAACAGAAGGCUGGGCGCCAGGCACAUCUCACAACCGUCAACAAGAUGAUCUCUGGAUCGGCCCGCAGGAAGUUCACAGUUGAUGCACGAGACAACGAUACAAAUUAG